This is a messenger RNA of Lindgomyces ingoldianus, 1110 nucleotides long. Its product is annotated as acyl-CoA N-acyltransferase. The record is from RefSeq and is a predicted model, not a curated record. The transcript has 3 exons. Gene Ontology annotation, cellular component: NatA complex. Bases 140 to 889 code for a protein of 249 amino acids. Gene Ontology annotation, biological process: N-terminal peptidyl-glutamic acid acetylation. NCBI's taxonomy places the organism in Eukaryota, Fungi, Ascomycota, Dothideomycetes, Pleosporales, Lindgomycetaceae. Gene Ontology annotation, molecular function: protein N-terminal-serine acetyltransferase activity; protein-N-terminal-glutamate acetyltransferase activity.
CCUCACUGACCCUGCAACCGCUUAAACACUAUACACCACCCUUCCAUCUUUUUCACGAACCCAUUUUAUCUCCUUAUUCGACUGAAAUACCCCAAACUCUCCGUAAAACCCAACGAACGGGGUUAGAAGGACGAAAGAAAUGGACAUUCGGGUACUAAAACCGUCGGAUAUCCCGCACGUCCAGCUUGCGAAUAUUACGAAUCUGCCGGAGAAUUACUUCUGCAAGUAUUAUUUGUAUCAUGCGAUGAGCUGGCCACAAUUGAGUUAUGUGGCUGUUGAUGUAUCCCGUCCCCAAAAAUCGCCAUACGACCCGCCCAAAAUCGUGGGCUACGUUCUCGCCAAAAUGGAAGAGGAGCCUACAGAUGGCGUGCAGCAUGGACAUAUUACGAGUUUGAGCGUCAUGCGGACGCAUCGGAGAUUGGGGCUUGCGGAGAAGCUUAUGCGGCAGAGUCAGCGGGCCAUGCUAGAAACCUUCUCCGCCCACUACGUCUCGCUCCAUGUCCGCGUCUCCAACGUCGCCGCACUCCACCUCUACCGCGACACCCUUGGCUUCAGUGUCGAUAAAGUAGAAUCGAAAUACUAUGCCGACGGCGAAGAUGCGUAUAGCAUGCGUAUGGAACUCUCGGACCUGCGGGUUGAGCUAAUGGAUGCCGAAAGUGACGAUGAGGAUUCAGGGGCGGAUGUUGAAAUGCAGGAUGCUGAUGAUGCGAGUGUGGGCGUUGAUGAGGGGGAGGCGGUUGGUAGUGAGGGUGGGCCGGCGAGGAUGAGAGGUGGUGGGAAGGAGGGCGGGAAGGAUGGGAAGGGGGAGAAGAAGAGGAGGGUUAAGGUUAAGGUAGGACGGGGGUUGGGUGUUGGGGAGUUGGUUGAGAGGAAUGAGGCUACGAGUUGAGUUGAACCUUUCCUCGAACCACUUGUUUCUAUCUGGUACGGAAGGGGUUUGACCGGUCCAACUUCCAUGCCCAGAGUCAGGGAGCGUUUUCUGGCGUUAGCUGCAUGCAGACUAAAAACUGGAUGUACAGCAGGGGAAACACUGGGUGAAAUGACAAACAUGGAAGGGUAGGUGUAUUAUGUACGACAGUAUUACGAUAGAAGUAUCGAAAAGCGCUAGUC